Messenger RNA from Fragaria vesca subsp. vesca, 951 nucleotides. RefSeq lists its product as uncharacterized. Bases 64 to 849 code for a protein of 261 amino acids. The transcript has a single exon. Lineage: Eukaryota; Viridiplantae; Streptophyta; Magnoliopsida; Rosales; Rosaceae. The record is from RefSeq and is a predicted model, not a curated record.
UUUCCAAUCCUCUGAGACAGAUCAAGCAGCUAGCAAAACCGCCACUCUCCCACACAGCCAGCCAUGAAGAUAAAGAACAAAGGCAAAGUCCACCCAUCUCCUUCCUCCUCCUCCUCCUCUUCUUCCGAUGGAGUAGUUCUCUCCGUCCUCCAGCUACUCCCAGCUGCUAUUCUAGCUCUGGCCUCGGUUCUCUCCCUCGAAGACCGCGAGGUCCUGGCUUACAUGAUAACCUGCUCCAUGAAAACCGCACCCUCUACUUCCUCUUCUUCUUCCUCGAACCCUCAAGAUUUCAAGAAGAAGUCUUCGAAGAAAUUAACGAGUAAGAAUAACAAGAACCACCAGUUCGAUUGCGAGUGCUUCGACUGCUACCGAAGCUACUGGUUCAGGUGGGACUCCUCCCCCAACCGCGAGCUCAUCCACCAGGCUAUUGAGGCCUUCGAGGACCAUCUGGCCCACGGCGAGAAGCCCAAGAAGAACGCCGGGAGGGGGAAGCGGAGAGGAGACAAGACGGGCCGCCGCGAGGCUCAGAAAUCAGCCGAGGGUUCCUCUAAAGAUGAAAUCUUUGUUGUGGCGGCGCCGGCGGCGGAGGAGGAGAGUGUCAAUGUGGCAGUGAGCUUGGUUCCCGAAUUGGUGCUGCCGGUUUGCGACGUAGUUUCGGAGAGAGUUGAGGAGGAGUUAGGAGUGGAAGAGGAGGAAGCUGUGGAGGUUAAGGUGGAGGAGGACGACGUGGCGUUGAUUGUACGCGCCGCGGCGGUGAGCAACCACAAGGGUCUGGCAAGGAAAGUACUUCCGGACGUGUUGGGGCUAUUCAAUUCUCGUUUGUGGAAUCUUUGGAGUCCGAAUGCGUAGGCAAACAAAAAAAAGGGUAAGGGGAAUUUCGUUUUUUUACUUUUUUUUUACUUUUGGAGCCGCAAAGAAAGAGGGAGGAAGUGUUAUAUUUUUGGUGGUUUA